AUGGAUGUGAAGAAAAUAGUAGUGGUUGUAGAAGAUGUAGAUGCAGCUAGAACAGCUCUUGAAUGGGCUCUAUUAAACAUCAUUAGAUACGGUGACAUAAUCACACUUCUUCAUGUUUAUAAUUCCAAUUCUAACACAAGAUCAAAAACUAGAAGUAGAAGCAGAGCUCGUCUUCUUCGUCUCAACGGUUUUCGAUUAGCACUUUCGUUUCAAGAUAUCUGCAACAAUUAUCCAAAUACAAAGGUUGAGAUUAUAGUGACAGAAGGGGACCAAGAAGGAACAAAGAUUGCUGCUACUGUUAGAGAGAUUGGUGCUUCUAUGCUUGUUCUUGGACUCCAUGAUCAUAGUUUUCUUUACAAAUUUACAAUGGGUCAUUCCCCCAACAAUUUCAACUGCAGAGUACUUGCCAUUAAACAGCCUCAUCAUGAUAUUUCAUCAUCAGUAGCUGUAUUAGACAGUUCAACCAACUUUGACUUUUCUCAUAUUGACAUUUCUAGAUUACAAGUCCCUCAUAUCCCUUCACCAAAAAUUCCAUACAGAAUAUGUCCAAACCCAUCUGCCAUUAUUUGGAGAUCAAGAAGAACAAGGAGAAGCUGA
Molecule: messenger RNA, 597 nt
Organism: Vicia faba (fava bean)
Lineage: Eukaryota; Viridiplantae; Streptophyta; Magnoliopsida; Fabales; Fabaceae
Source: the annotation of a GenBank genome assembly